Sardina pilchardus (European sardine) is the source of this 1921-nucleotide messenger RNA. Its product is annotated as nipped-B-like protein B. The record is from RefSeq and is a predicted model, not a curated record. The coding region runs from base 347 to 1870 and encodes 507 amino acids. The transcript has 3 exons. Lineage: Eukaryota; Metazoa; Chordata; Actinopteri; Clupeiformes; Clupeidae.
CAGUUUGGGGAUGGGCACUUCUUAUUCCAACAUGACUGUGUACCAGUGCACAAGUGGAUUCAACGAGCAACACACAAUCAGUUUCACUUUCUGAUUUAAAAUGAAGCACCACAUCGCUCCUUAAACACAACAGAGCAAGCAAACACCUCAUUGGCUGAGCAGACUUUCAGAAAGAAAAGGCUGCUGAAAAAACCCGGGCUUGUCACAUUACUGUGAGCAUGCCAUGCAUGGAAUCAGAGCACUUCAGAAGAACUAAAAGCUGAAACUUACCUAAAAUAAUUACAAAAAACUCAACAUUGUGAGGGUGAACUGCUCUCAGGUCAAUAUCCAACCAAAAGGGUGAAGUAUGGCAUCUGUGUACACUAUCACUACUGGUGAAACACUGAACACCCAUGAAAGAUUCAAGUCACAUCUCCCUUGGGGUUCAUGCAAAAAUGUCUCUAACAGCAAAGACUGUGACGUCAUCCUGGCAUUCUGUCCAGUCACGUCUCGAGUCGGGACUGACAUUGAGGCAGCGUUGCGAGUCAUUCCAGAGGGUAAACCUUUAGCGUUGGUGGUGCUUCACCACACAUUUGACAGCAACUACACUUUGCCCGACACAAAGAGGUUCAUGAAGCGGCCCGACUCCAUCACUGUGGACAGCCUGUUCACCGAUGACGGACUGAUGAGAUGCCCUUGUAAUGAUGACGCAGUGCGAACUGUCGCCAAGUUCCUGCAGCAACAUGGGAAACGCCCAAGAGGCACACUGGCCCUGGGCCUGCUCAUCCUCAUCUUGUUGUGUGUGGCCAUUUCCACAUUUUCCAACCAAGCAGCAGAGUUAGUUCAUACCAAGAAAGAACUUGAAAGGAUGAGGCAAAACUGUACGAAAUUACAGGGGACAAUUGACUCUCAAGCGGAAGAAAUUAAGAACUAUAAGGAAAUGACAAGGAUAGCAAUUGAAAAAAAUCACUCUCUCAAGGAGGAGGUUGAAAACUAUACGGAAUUAAACAGGAAAGCAAAUGAAACAAUUGACUCUCUCAAGAAAGAGGUUGAAAACUAUAAAGAAUUUAACAGGAAAGCAAAUGAAACAAUUGACUCGCUCAAGAAAGAGGUUGAAAACUAUAAAGAACUGGACAGAAAGGCAAAUAAAACCAUUGACUCUUUCAACAAAGAGAUUGACAACUGUAAGGUAUUGGACACAGAAGCAAAGAAAGAAAUUAAGUCUCUCAAAAAAGAGGUUGAAAACUGUAAGGAAUUGGACACAGAAGCAAAGAAAGAAAUCAAGUCUCUCAAAAAAGAGGUUGAAAACUGUAAGGAAUCGAACAGAGAACCAAAUAAAGAAAUUCAUUAUCUCAAGAAAGAGGUUGAAAAUUAUAAGGAAUUGGACAGGAAAGCAAAUGAAAAAAUUGGUUCUCUCGAGAAAGAGGUUAAAAACUGUAAGGAAUUGGAAAAAGGAAAGGAAAAGGAUAAACAACCUAAUGAGAAAAAGACAGAUCACUUUUUACAAGGUGUGUUGCUGCUGUUCGUGUUGUCCUUUGUUGGGUAUGUCAUAAACAUGUAUGGCAGAAUGAAAAGAGAUGAUAAAAAGGGGGAGGAGAGCAGCGCAGCGACCGUCAACUUCAAGGCACCUGACCCUAACCUAACCCGAGAGUCUUCCAUGCAGCACUCCCUGGAAGACGCCAUUGCAGGCAUAAAUAUCCAAAAGGUGGGAAAAAGUGAUAGCCAAAGAAAUGUAACAGAGAAGGAUGGCAAAAAGUGGGAGGAGGAGGAGAAUAGCACAGAGGGACACGGGGACAGUGAAAAAGAAGAAUCAAAGGAGGAUGGCAAUAUGAAACAGGCAAGAAGAAGACAGGGCAAGAAGACGACAGGGAAGCAGAAAAGUAAGCCUUAAAAGUGUGUUUGCUGUAACGUUGUAUGCUAAAGCCGAAUUUAGGUUUGACUU